AUGAUGAGGUGGCAGUGUCAGGUGCUGCUUUUGGCGUUAUUCGCCUGCGUUUAUGCAACAGACGAUACACCAGGCCAGAAACGGCAUCGAACGGCGAAGCUGGUACGCAACUACCCUGACUAUGGACCCGUUACUCAGCGUGUUCAAACGCUCGAGAGCCCUAUGUACAAUUUCAUCGACCCGUACGGUCCCGGUACGUACGCGUUUGGAUAUGAAAUCGAGGACCCGCAAAGCGGCAACGUGCAGUUUCGCGACGAGGAAAAGCUCAAAAACGGUACCGUACGCGGUUCGUACGGAUACAUGCAACCGGACGGAUCAGUCAUCAUCACAAAUUUCAUUGCGGAUGACGGUGGUUAUCGAGCGAAGACAGAAAUCAGAAGGGCCAACGGACAAACGGUUGCUUCAUUCCCAGCUCCUGCCCCAUCUACAGCGCAAGAUCGCUACUUCCCACCGUAUGAUCAGCAAGCCAGCACGAUCAAUCCAGCUAUUGCUGCGGCCCUGCAGCAGCAGCACAUGAAUCUUAAUCCAACGUACAACCCCAUCCUUGAUCCGAGCGUGGUCGAUCCUCAGUACGCAGCCGCCAUCUUAGGACACAUUCGCGAUCAGCAAUACAACCCCAGCCAAGGUUUGGUUCAGUACCCGUACGGCAUUCCACACGCACCGAUCGCACCGCACCAGCACCUACCACACUUGCAGCAGGCACCCCUUUACGAUACACCCUCGAACGCAGUGUCCAACUUCAUCGGCCAGUUCCCGGCCAGUCUGAACCCGUACCACGUUUACCAGAACCUACAGUCCGCUUUUCCACAGGUACUACCCCAGCAGAAUCCCAUUGAUCAGCUGGCAAACGGUGUACAGGGUGCCUUCCAGCAAGGACCACCUCCAUUCGGCAACUUCAUUGGCAACGCGCAGAAUUCCUUCCAGCAGUUGAUUCCACAGGGUGUCGGUAGCUGGUUUGGGCAGAACCGCUUUCCGGUAGGCGUUCCAGGACUACAGCAACAGCAACACCAGCAGCAGCAGCAGUUCCAGCCAGGUGGUUAUGGAUUCCCACAGCAGAUUCCUCAUCAGCAAAUCUUCUCCUCGAGCCGACCGACAAACGUGUUAGGAGACAUGCCAGUCACGGGACCCGGUUCGAUGGGGUCGAUGAUGAUGCACCAGCAAGGGCAGCAUUACGUGCCAACUACGAGACGUCGGAAGCUGACGGGCACGACAAAGAAACGCAACAAACUGAAGACGCGGGAUGGCAUGGACUGGUUCGAUGAUUUUCUCGAGAACCGGAAGCGACAGGUCCUGUACGGAACGGUCACGGCAACUACGCCGGAAACGAUGACGGAGCAGACACUCCAAGAGCACAGCGAGUGA
Anopheles nili is the source of this 1362-nucleotide messenger RNA. RefSeq lists its product as uncharacterized. Gene Ontology annotation, molecular function: structural constituent of chitin-based larval cuticle. The record is from RefSeq and is a predicted model, not a curated record. The transcript is spliced from 3 exons. NCBI's taxonomy places the organism in Eukaryota, Metazoa, Arthropoda, Insecta, Diptera, Culicidae. Bases 1 to 1362 code for a protein of 453 amino acids. Gene Ontology annotation, cellular component: chitin-based extracellular matrix.